AUGACGAACGAAAAGUCCAAUCUUCAAGGGGCACUUCUGCCCACAGAUGAACAAACCAUAGUCAACAAUCAAUCAUCUAAUAGCCUAGAUACUCGUCGUAAAGCUAAUGGACGGAUUGCUAAAGCAGUGAUUACCAUCUUUGCUAUUGUUUGUUACAUCGGUUUCUAUUGCUUUAAGAGUGGCACUCCGCUGCUGGCGUCAGGCCCUAGUGUGAGCGUGUCUCGUGCUACUGAAUGUCCUGAUGUUGAGAAAAUUAUACCAUCAGAUCAGUUUGCUUCACCCGAACAGUUCUUCACAGAUGACUACAAGAACUUCUCUAUUCAUGCUUGGGCUGGUGCCAUUAAAUAUCCUACUGUAGGUUAUGAUGACUUGAAAGAUAUUGGAGAAGAUGAUCGAUGGCUUCCAUUUGGCGAUUUGCAACAAUUUCUCAAGGAAACAUUUCCCUUGACAUUCAGUAAGCUUGAAGUCGAACAUGUCAACACUUAUGGUUUACUGCUUACACUUCAUGGAAAGGACACUAGCUUAAAGCCAGUUCUUCUCAUGGCUCAUCAAGAUGUUGUCCCAGUACCAGACGGAACCUUGGCGGACUGGACUUAUCCUCCUUUCAGUGGUCAUUUUGACGGAGAGUUCGUAUGGGGAAGAGGUAGUAGUGACGACAAGAAUAGUCUUAUUGGAAUUCUUGAAGGUAUUGAAGCUCUUCUCAAACAGGGAUAUGCUCCUGAUAGAGGAGUUAUCUUAUCUUUUGGCUUUGAUGAAGAGGUCAGUGGCUGGAGGGGUGCUAAGAACAUUGCCAGUCAUCUUGAAAACAAGCUCGGAAAAGAUUCUAUUUACAUGAUUAUCGAUGAAGGUGGUGGUGGAGUUCAGAAUGUCCAUGGUGGAUGGUUUGGUUUGCUCGGUACGGGUGAAAAGGGUUAUCUAGAUGUCCGGGUGGCUAUUACUACAAGUGGUGGCCAUAGCUCUAUUCCUCCUGACCAUACAUCUAUUGGUAUCAUUUCAAGAUUCAUCACAGAACUCGAAGAUAAUCCUUAUGAACCAGAUAUCACGCGUGCCAACCCAUUCUAUUACAACUUGCAAUGUUUUGCAGAGAAGGCCCCUGAGAUUGAUGCGCAAUUCAAGGCAGACAUUCAAAACAUUGAAAAAUGCCCAGCUGCUAAAAAACGAGUUAUUGACAUAGUUGAGCAGGAUUUCCUGACUAAAUAUGUCAUUAGAACUAGUCAAGCUGCCGAUGUCAUCAAUGGGGGUAUUAAGAUCAAUGCUUUGCCAGAACAAGUCUCAGUAGACUUGAACCAUCGUAUUGCCAUUGAAUCAUCUGUUGAUUUUGUCAAGGAGAACAUUGUGUCAAAGAUCACCGCUCUUGCCAAAAGAUUUGAGUUCAAUGUUAAAGCAUUUGGCGAGAAUAUCCUUGACAAUGCAAAUUCCAAGGGGUUAUUUGAGGUGACUUCUUUGUCUGAGCUUUCCCCAGCUCCGGUAACUCCCAUUAGCAACAAUCCCACCUGGGAUCUACUUGGAGGCACUGUUAGACAAGUCUUUGAAGAUGUCAAUGGCGGCAUUGUUGACUCGCCAAUCGCCAUUACUCCUAGUAUCAUGACAGCUAACACCGACACCCGCCAUUACUGGAACUUGACUAAGAACAUCUACCGCUUCACACCAAUCGCGAACCCCUUUGACUAUAACAUCCACACGGUUGACGAGCACACAAGCGUGGACGGUCAUCUCAAGGCAGUUGCUUUCUACUAUAACUUCCUCCGCAAUGUGGACACGUUCAAUUGA
Molecule: messenger RNA, 1770 nt
Organism: Sugiyamaella lignohabitans
Lineage: Eukaryota; Fungi; Ascomycota; Dipodascomycetes; Dipodascales; Trichomonascaceae
Gene: CPS1
Product: Cps1p
Exons: 1
Coding region: 1-1770 (589 amino acids)
Cellular component (GO): fungal-type vacuole lumen
Molecular function (GO): metallocarboxypeptidase activity
Source: RefSeq, a predicted model, not a curated record